CCCAUGUCGGCCGCAUAAUCCGUGACGUAACAGCCUGGCGGUGCCACCAUGGCUAUAAAAGCCGCCAGGACGCUGAACCCAGUGGCACUCCCCUCCUUCGGUGCAUCCUCCUGCGACAUCGAGGUCCUCCUGCGCUGUGGAAAACCUAGGUUGAAAUCCCGUUGAAUUUCCGCUUAAAGGAAAGAAGACGAAGAGGAAAAACAAACAAACAAACAAACAAAAAUGCGGGCAGACCUUAGCUUCAAGACCAGCUUGUGGGCGUGUCUAUGGGCGUGUGUGUGGGCGUGUGUGUGGGCGGCCGGGAUUCGCUCCUCAGACCCGAACCUGCAGAUCGUUGGCGAACCACAACUGGAUCCAGAUUCGGUUCCUAUGGUGCCCCUCGGGAAUCCAGACACUAUGGAGAACGAUAUUCCAGGACCUCCCUUGAGUCCGAAAGAUUUCGAAAACAGCGCCCACAUGAUCCACGAGGCGAUCGACACCCACCAGCAGGCCGAUCCUAUAGAGCUCGCGGGACUCUACCAAGGGGACAUCAUCCUCAGCCCGAGGGAUCCUAGUUACCCCGCCAUGAACGAUGCCAAACCAGUGCUUCUGAGAAAUGCCAUGGUGGACAUGAGUCAGCGAUGGCCUAAUGGCGUUAUUCCUUACGUCAUUUCUUCCUCUUAUAAUACAAACGAGCGAGCCACCAUCGCCAUGGCCAUCGCGCAAUACCACGAGAAAACCUGCCUGCGUUUGGUACCAAGGACAAUCGAGAGGGACUACAUACAUAUACUGAAGGGCGAUGGGUGUUCCAGCUCAGUGGGCCGAGUUGGGGGAGCUCAAAAAGUCUCUCUCGGGCCUGGCUGCCUCUACGUGGGUAUUGUUAUGCACGAACUAAUGCACGUUGCAGGCUUCUGGCACGAGCAGUCACGUGCAGACAGGGACAACUUUAUUACCAUUAAUAAGCUGAACGUACAGCACGGAAUGUGGUACAAUUUCGAGAAGUAUUCUUGGGAUAAAAUACAGACCCUUGGUGUUGGGUACGAUACAGGAUCCAUCAUGCACUACGGUCCCUAUGCUUUCGCCAAGGAUAGGUCUCUGCCGACGAUUAUCCCGAGGCAAACGGGCGUCGAAAUUGGACAGAGGAUAGGAUUUUCGCCCAAAGAUAUUUUAAAACUUCAAAAAAUGUACAACUGCGUGAACGGAAGCACAGAGAUGGUUAUCACAACCUCUUCACCGAUCACAACCCCAUCGCCAGACCAAUGCGAAGACACGAGUGAGUACUGCACGACCUGGUCUGACCUCGGCGAGUGUCAGAAGAACCCCACGUGGAUGUCCGUCAAUUGUCGCAAAGCUUGUCGGCAAUGUGGUGGUGCCACAGGUAAGGAGUGCCAAGAUAACAACAGCUACUGUGCCUUUUGGUCCGAGAAUGGGGAAUGCACCAAGAAUGCGGCCUAUAUGACGGUAUUCUGCAAGUUGUCGUGUGGAGUUUGUCACAAAGAAGAGGACUACACCCCGAAGUGCGAGGAUAAACACAAGUACUGCAGCGCCUGGCACGAGGCUGGCCAGUGCCGUGCCAACCCUAACUACAUGCUGAUCUACUGCAAGAAGUCGUGCAAGCAAUGUUGAGUCUCCGGGGAAUUCUCUCUCGCUGCGGAUUAGGAUUAGGUUGAGAUAAAUGGAUUCCUUGGUUGAUUGAUAGGUUAUGUGGAUGGGAGGAUUAUGGGUAAGUUAUUAGGGAUGUAUGAAACAUAUACACGGACACACACAAGCACGACGCACCCAAGCACGUAAACACACAACCACGAACGCCUGUUUGGGGCGAAAAAGAAAUUUAUUUUUGAUGUAACUGAAUUUUGAAAAUAUAUCAGUCUAUCUCAGGA
Penaeus monodon (black tiger shrimp) is the source of this 1859-nucleotide messenger RNA. RefSeq names its product zinc metalloproteinase nas-4-like. Gene Ontology annotation, molecular function: metalloendopeptidase activity; zinc ion binding. NCBI's taxonomy places the organism in Eukaryota, Metazoa, Arthropoda, Malacostraca, Decapoda, Penaeidae. The record is from RefSeq and is a predicted model, not a curated record. Gene Ontology annotation, biological process: proteolysis.